Rhodotorula graminis WP1 is the source of this 1185-nucleotide messenger RNA. RefSeq lists its product as uncharacterized. The transcript has a single exon. The record is from RefSeq and is a predicted model, not a curated record. The coding region runs from base 1 to 921 and encodes 306 amino acids. Lineage: Eukaryota; Fungi; Basidiomycota; Microbotryomycetes; Sporidiobolales; Sporidiobolaceae.
AUGGCCACCGUCGCCUCGUCGUCCACCGCCGCCAGCAUGGCGCACCCACCCAGCACCUCGCGCGACGCCUCGCCGUCACCACCUCGCAACCACGUCCGCCGCAACGACUCGCUGCGGGCCAUUGAGCAGCACGCGGCGAGCGUCCGCCGAGUGCAAGAAGCCGCCGCCGCCGCCGCCGCGGCCCAGCAGGACCCGGCUGCGCAGCCCGCUCGCCCCAAGCCCGUGCGCCUCGCGACGCCGUCGUCGGGUUACCCGUUCCCGGUCAUGGUCACGACGCCGCGGGACGAGGUCGUCGAGCCGACCCUCGAGCCGUACCGCAGCGCGCCGCGGCAAAAGCCCCCCUCGCGCAAGGGCACGCCCGAGGGAGACGGGUGGGACACGCCGGCGUCGUCGCUGUCGCGAGCGUCGUCCAUGGCGAGCAAGCGGUCGAGCGCGGCGCCGUCGAGGCUCGCGCCGCUGCCCGGCCUGACGUCGACCUUCUCCGACUCGUCCCUGUCGUCGUCGUCCUCCUCGGCGUGCUCGACGCCGUCCGACACCAACCUCGAGUCGAGCGCGUCGUCGCCAUUCGCCGUCCCACACUCGCCGCCGCCGCCGCAGCAGGCGCCGCCGACGCCGGCCGAGGUGACGCGCUCGCGCCUCAAGCACGCCGGGUCGACGCCCGGCGCACCACCACCGGCGCCGCUCAUGCAGGCGACGCAGCCCGUCGGCCAGCAGCUGUUCGACCUCCAGGACGUGCGCCUCAACGCCGUCCCGUCGCCGAGGAACUCGCCGCGCCACUCGCCCGACCCGUCGGCCGCGAGCGGCUCGCGCCUCAAGAAGGACCUCAACCCGCUCAGCUCGGGCGUCGCAGGCCUCAGCAUGUCGUCGCAGACCAAGAAGGAGCAGCCUCUAGGCGUCGGCUCCAAGGUCGAGGUCGACUGAGCGCUGUCCCUCUCCUCCCUCCCCUUUCCACCCCCUGUACACGCCUCGCUCGCACUCGUCGCGCCUGUCCAUAGCGUUCCCUCUACUACUCGUCCGUCCGUGCCGACGCGGGCUGGUCCCUCGUCGGCGAACUUUCCUCCCUCUCGCGCUCGAGCCUGUCCUCUCGCCCCCCAGUUCUCCCCCUCGUUGUUCUCUCCUCCUCUCGCACAUUGUCUCUUUCCUCACGUCGAUUUAGCAAUUGCAAACACGAUCGUACUCCUCGUC